Diospyros lotus (date-plum) is the source of this 564-nucleotide messenger RNA. RefSeq lists its product as uncharacterized. The record is from RefSeq and is a predicted model, not a curated record. Bases 1 to 564 code for a protein of 187 amino acids. NCBI's taxonomy places the organism in Eukaryota, Viridiplantae, Streptophyta, Magnoliopsida, Ericales, Ebenaceae. The transcript has a single exon.
AUGAAUAAAUAUUGUCAUUUUCAUCGAGAUCAUGGCCACGAUACGGAGGAAUGUCACCAGUUAAAAGAAGAAAUUCAAGAGCUCAUUAGCCAGAGUUUCCUCAGGAGUUUUGUAGCCAGGGAGGCGGAUCCCCGAAAGGAUCAAGAGCGACGUACGCGAAGUCCUCCUCCUAGGCAGGACAAAGCAAAUGGUCAAGAUCAUGUUCGGAAUUCACCCCGUAGGGAGAUACCACCUCAAAUGGAAGAAGAUCGCCCACAGCCCCCAGUUUUCCAUACUCUCACAGCAAGGGAGGUUCCUGGCACAAAAACUGGGGAGGAUUUGACGGAGACUCGAACCUCGAGGGUAAAGAGGUCGAGAAAAGAGGAAACGGUCUCCUUCUCAGACAAUGAUCUGCCUAGGUAUCCUAGUCGUAACGACCCCCUAGUAAUCACGUCCAAGCUUCGAAGGUGGGAGCUUCGACGGAUUUUAGUGGAUCCAGGGAGCUCUUAUACCGAGAGGCCUUCUUGGGCAUGGGUAUCAGAUGGAGCAGUUGAGAUUAGCUUGUGUCCCUUUAAUGGGAUUUAA